Cryptococcus amylolentus CBS 6039 is the source of this 1335-nucleotide messenger RNA. RefSeq lists its product as hypothetical. The transcript has a single exon. Bases 1 to 1335 code for a protein of 444 amino acids. The record is from RefSeq and is a predicted model, not a curated record. Lineage: Eukaryota; Fungi; Basidiomycota; Tremellomycetes; Tremellales; Cryptococcaceae.
AUGUCUGCUCCCUCGCUCCCCGACUCGCCGCGCUCGCUGCCCAUAACGCCCCAGGACGAGCACACCGCCAUGAUCCUGCCCCCGUCCCGCACCACAGCCAAGGCCCCCGCCUUCAUCGCCCUCCCAGCCCCGUCCCCCGCCUUCAACACCUUCGUCUUUCCCCCAAUCACCUCGCCACCGGCCAGGUCUACUUCCUCGCUCGACGUCCUCCCCAACGAGGAGUUCGUCUUUGGCGACUGUCCCGCCCAGCCCUUUUUCGGCACCCCCGUCGCAGAGCAGGGCCCCUUCGAGUACCCAGACGUCGUCGGCAGCAGCAGCCCCACCCACAGCUCCCCUCGCAGCUCGUCUUUCCGCACGCGCCGGCCGCUGUCCAUCUCUUCUCAGAACUCCCUGCACUCUGAGCCCGUAUCGCCCCCCAAAGCGCGCAGGGGCAGCACAAAUUCUAGCGUCGCCACUCCCCCCACGGCCCGGCGCCCGUCCAUUGUGCACUCUGCCACGGUGGAGGGGACGGUGCCAGUCAGCGCCGAUACCACCCCCUGCCACACGCCCCUCCCUCCCCCUCUGGCGCUUCCCAGACACCGCACGGCAGCAGUCAUGUACCAACAAAAAGCCAUGCCUGCCCCCAUCCCACCCUCUCUCCUCGCGCGCCGUGGCUCGCUCCCCGCCGCGCAGCUUUUCGGUCUGCCCCUCCAAGACUUGCAAAACAGGUCCAAGAGCGUCAACCAUGGGCCGGUCAUCACUGCCGCAUCGCUGUACCAACGGCGGCAGAGCGUCGUCUCUGACUCUGCGGCCAACCCGCCGCUACAAGUCGUACCUCCACCCACAUUCAAUCCCGAGCGACGCCCUUCCCUCCCUGCCAUCUCACCAUCCUUCGCCUUUCCUCCACGUAUCACCAAAGUCUCCCGCUCCACCUCCAUCUCCCACGCCCCCCGCCGACCGCUGUCAUCCCUCCUAUCUUCCUCCCCGAGAACGCGGCAGCUCCACCACCUCCCACCGCCUCUUGGUAUUCCGCCUUCUCCCCGAUCAUCAUCGCAUGGGCGACUGUCGUCGACGACUUCGAGCGAUGAAGAUGAGCCGGAAACGCCUUUACCGCGAGUUCCUCGGCUUGACCAGCCGGCUGUCGUAGGGCUCUGGGCAGGAGAGGAAGAAGUGGAGAGCCCGGUAGUGGCCAUGUCUAUGGAAGGUGAGGUGCAAAAGGCGCUUCCUAUCCCUAUGUCGGUGAUUGGAGGCGAUGAGGUGGCACCGCUUGAAUCGCUCGGGCUGGAAACGGUAUUCGAGAGACCGCCUCUGGAGACUAUUGAGAGCGGGGAUAGUGUUGAGACGGUCAAGGAGUGA